AUGUGCUCCAAAAUCGUUCAACAUCCAGAUUCUCAGAUCAACAAGCUGGCCAUCUCGCCCGACAAGAGGUUCUUGGCUGUUGCGGCAAAUCAGCACGUCAGGCUCUACGACUGUGCGAUCGGUGCGCCUGGCGGUAGCAGCGUUGGAGCGGGCGGAGCAGCUGGUGCGGCUGCUACGGGUGGUAGCGGCAACGCUGGCUUGAAUGCCGGAAGCAAUCCGGUGAGCUUCGCAACGGACGAGAAGAAUGCCAAGAGCGCAAGGCGUCAGCUUGCGCGGGUGUGAUAUCGGGCUGCGCCGCUGUCCAGCCUGGCCAGGUCACGUCGAGUCACUGCAAGGUCGGCCACUGCUGACGUGCUCCGCUGCUGCGUUGUCAGGUCGCGACCUUUGACGGUCAUGCGGGAAAUGUGACCUCUUUGGCAUGGCACUGCGAUGCAAAGUGGCUAGUGACGGGCUCAGAGGAUGGCACGUUGAAGAUCUGGGAUACGAGGUGAGGCCGUCAGAGGUGCGUGGUGUGCGCAUCACUUAUUGACACUCGUUGCGUCUGUAGGACUUCUCGACCACAACGAGUGUACGAUCAUCAUGCCCCGGUGAACGAUGUGGUCAUCCAUCCGAAUCAAGGGGAGCUUGUCAGCUGCGAUCAGGCAGGCAGCGUCAAAGUGUGGGAUCUGGGCGAGAAUGGCUGCAGUCACGAAUUGGUGAGGUAGCCUCUCGAUGCGCGAGUGGACGACGUUGGCUUUGUACUGAAGAUUGCAGACGUUGGGAUGAGCAGGUGCCGGAAGAGGAGGUCCCCAUCCGGUCGGUCACUAUAGCAUCUGAUGGCUCCUGUCUCGUAGCAGGCAACAACAAAGUAGGUACGGUCGUCAGGCCACGAUCAUGCUUUUCAUGGAUCUGAAGAGCUUUUGGUAUGCCUCACGACGCAGGGAAACGUCUAUGUCUGGCGCAUACAGUCGGGAUCAUCUGCAACCACCGCAGAUCCGAACAGCGCGACGCAGCUGGGAGGGGAUGAUGGCAGCAAUGGCAACACGCCCAACACGCCAGGGGGAGAGUUUACAGAUCUGCAGCCAGUCACCAAGUUCAGAGCGCACGACAAGUACUUGACCAGGUGUUUACUGAGCCCAGACGUGAGGUGAGUGCCUCGACGUUGACACGACCACUCGCUUGCUCUCCUGCUCACGCAUCGCGCAUGACAGGUACUUGGCAACCUGCUCAGCAGAUACCACUGUCAAAAUAUGGAGCACUUCCAGGUACGAAUUUGCGCUGGAAAAGACGCUCGUGGGCCAUCAAAGAUGGGUGUGGGACGCGGCUUUCAGUGCAGAUAGCGCCUACCUCGUCACUGGUGAGUGUCUGACGGCGUGAUGUGAUGUGAUGCUCUGCUCACGCUGGCUGACAGAAAGGAAGGAUCUCGAUGCAGCUUCUUCGGAUCAUGUAGCCAGACUAUGGGAAUUGGCGAGCGGAGAGACUGUGCGGCAGUACAAUGGGCACAAUAAAGCCGUCGUCUGCUGCGCUCUCAACGAUUCACAGCUGGAACAAUGA
Ceraceosorus bombacis is the source of this 1533-nucleotide messenger RNA. NCBI's taxonomy places the organism in Eukaryota, Fungi, Basidiomycota, Exobasidiomycetes, Ceraceosorales, Ceraceosoraceae. The record is from the annotation of a GenBank genome assembly.